Messenger RNA from Thermothelomyces thermophilus ATCC 42464, 1626 nucleotides. RefSeq lists its product as uncharacterized. The transcript has 4 exons. Lineage: Eukaryota; Fungi; Ascomycota; Sordariomycetes; Sordariales; Chaetomiaceae. Bases 1 to 1626 code for a protein of 541 amino acids. The record is from RefSeq and is a predicted model, not a curated record.
AUGGUUGUCGCUGGGCUCGAGCAAGCCGCAAUAGCCAAGUCGCGAGCCGCCAUGGCCCCCGUCAAGCUGAAUGAACUUCAGGCUCGCCCGGGAGCUGCAGCCGAAGACGAGCCUCUUCGCAAGUACGUUCCUUCGACCCGACGCUUCCCCCCUUUUCAACCGAACGUCGUCGCCCUCAAGCCAGCUCUUCGAGAUAUGCAGCAAGAAGCCUACUCAGAUUCCUGGAUGUACAAAUACCCGGACGACGAUCCGGAAGGCGCAGCAUGGCACAGGACAAGGAAAUAUCCCAACUUUCAAGAAUUUAUACCGUGGACAACGCUCAUGGACGAAGCUGAACACGCUUACCACUGGGUUAGUAACCAGCCUGGGGCUUGGACCAAAGGAGGACCUACCAAAAACGGGGCAUGUCUCGUGUCGGCGCUCUUUGUCCCCCGGCCUGACGGGGGCUGCAUCUUCUUUUCGACGAUCGGCAGAGGAAAGAGAGCCAACGAGAUAAUGGUACUCAAGAACCCGAGAGAGUGGGCACCUACAUGGCUCGCUGCUAACGACGGCCGGCCAAACGCGAUCCACUGUGAAGACGGGUCUUGCUACGACUUUGAGAAAUACAACAGCGGCCUCCCAGCUUCGUACGAUAUCGCCAGUCAUAUGUCGGGGCUCAGCAUAGGCGCCGGCAAGCCGUCUGCCGGCGCGCCGAAGCAAACCGGGCUCUCCAAGGGUCAGCCGUCCACCAACAAUGUCUUCACGGCCUUCCAAGAUAUUGGCCAGGGGGAGGUAGAUAGCCACGGCAACCCGGUGUACUACGUUUCUGUCAACAUCUACGGUAUGACGAUCGACCAGCGUCAGUACUUCUGCUUCAAUUCGGAGGGAAAUCCAUUUAAUAAACCCCCAGAGGUUUCUGAGAAGGAUCCAAACCCCGCGAGAGCGAGCAAGCUGUACAAGUUGGCGAAAGCGUUAUAUUCGGGCAAAAUGGCCGCCGCCUCGACUCUCCACGACCACCAUGUUGUCCCUCAAACCCAUCACGACCUGCCCACCCAGAACUAUGGCCACGCCCUCUAUGGUCACGAUGGCGGUGCUUAUCCCCACCAUGACAACAGCACCACUAACAGGCCCUCCACUGCUAGCAGCGGCAGCAGCGGCGGCAGCGGCGGCGAGUACACCACGCGCCCCGAAAGCCAAACCGGCACCACCGGCAUCAGUGCCAGCUACGCAUCCGUCCCGCGUACCGCCGCCUACGGCCAGCACUCGGGAGCUCACUACGACGCCGCGCCGAGCUCCCGCCCCUCCAGCCGGGACGGCGCCUAUCAGGACCAGCCUCAGGCUAGUACUAUGCCCAAAGGCGGCCCGGCUGGCGGCGGCGGCCCAAGCCAAACCCCGGCGGCGAGCAACCCAGCCGCGGCCCAAAAGGCCCCCUCGCCGCCGCGCAAGGUGAAGCUCGACGUUCCAAAGUCAAAGUCCAAGAAGUCCUUCACCGUACACGGCAUCGAUAAAGGCAAGCCCUAUAUCAAGGGCGUGGACGGUGACAAGGACGAUCAGCACUACGAGGUAUCCUACUCGGAUAAGUACAACCGGUUUUAUAUCUCGACAGGGCAGAGUAGGAAGGAUAGGGUCUACCUCACCGCAGUCUGA